AAGUAACAACCUUCCCUUCCCUUCAACCCUAAUUUAAGAUCAAUCCCUACAUUUAAUAUCCUUCUCAUAAUCCAUGCAAUCUCUGUCUCUCACUCGAUCUCAUUAUCUCAACUCCUCUGUUUCUCGAACUCAAUCUCCCCUCCCAUUAAUUAAAGCACUCUCAAACGUACUAACAUUCAAGUCUUCAAGAGAAGGGCCGUGUUUCAUUUGACUCAUUGUAUCUAGGCUACGUACGUACCACGGGUAAUUAAAUAGAUAAGUAAAAAGUGAGGAAGAUGGGAGAGAAAUGGGGAAUCCAAGUAGGAGUGGUAGGAGCAUUGUUUCUAUCAGUGGCGUCAUCGGUUUCUAUUGUCAUUUGCAACAAAGCCUUGAUGAGUAAUCUUGGCUUCCCUUUUGCGACGACACUGACAAGUUGGCACUUGAUGGUAACAUAUUGUACCCUUCACAUAGCGCAACGCCUCAAUUUUUUCGAGACAAAAACAGUGGAAAUGAAGACAGUAAUCUUGUUUGGAAUACUUAAUGGUAUUUCAAUAGGACUUCUUAACUUGAGCCUUGGUUUCAACUCCAUUGGUUUUUACCAGAUGACUAAGCUUGCCAUUAUACCUUUCACUGUCCUCUUGGAAACUCUUUUCCUCAACAAAAACUUCAGUCGGAAAAUCAAGUUUUCUCUGUUCGUGUUGCUGGUGGGAGUUGGGAUCGCCUCGAUCACCGACCUGCAGCUCAAUUUCGUUGGCACAGUUCUUUCUGGUUUAGCCAUAGUCACAACAUGCGUUGGUCAGAUUCUGACAAACACAAUACAGAAAAGGCUUAAUGUAUCAUCGACACAAUUGCUGUAUCAAUCAGCACCAUUCCAAGCAGCUGUUCUGUUCGUGUUUGGUCCUAUGGUCGAUAAGUUCCUCACCAAACAAAGUGUCUUUGCGUUCAAGUAUUCCCCCGUUGUCUUGGGGUUUAUCGUGUUGUCGUGCCUGAUAGCGGUGUCAGUAAACUUCAGCACAUUCCUAGUGAUAGGGAAGACAUCACCAGUAACAUACCAAGUAUUAGGGCAUUUGAAGACAUGCUUGGUUCUUGGAUUUGGUUAUACAUUAUUGCAUGAUCCUUUCACAGAGAGGAACAUUAUUGGAAUUACUAUUGCUGUUUUUGGGAUGGGGCUCUAUUCUUAUUUUUGCACCAAUGAAACCAAAAAGAAAAUCCCUAUUGGGGAUUUAUCCACUGCAUCCCAGAUAAAAGACCAGGAAAUUUUGCCACUAUCCUCGGUGAAGAAUAUGGGAAUCCAAGACAAUGAAAAUCAUGAAAAGAUCAAAGCAGCCAAGGAUUCUCUUGUCUAAAUCAACUUUUUUUUUUUUUUGAAAAAAUUGGAGGCUGUAUGAUUUUUGUAAGGGAUUGGUUAUUUUUUAAGGUGUUUUUGGUCUUUCCUAUUAUAUUCUAAAGGCAAGAAACAGUUGAGAGGAUAAUACACAUCUUUUUUGCAAUAAGCUCCACAAAGCCUCUUUCUACUAACAAAGAAGUACGAGCGCAGACUUAUUGUUAAUAUGAGUAAGGCCCUGUUCUUUUUGGCUUAAUUUCAGCUUCAGGACUUAUUUGGCA
Molecule: messenger RNA, 1584 nt
Organism: Spinacia oleracea (spinach)
Lineage: Eukaryota; Viridiplantae; Streptophyta; Magnoliopsida; Caryophyllales; Amaranthaceae
Product: UDP-xylose transporter 1
Exons: 7
Coding region: 276-1325 (349 amino acids)
Source: RefSeq, a predicted model, not a curated record